Messenger RNA from Pelobates fuscus (common spadefoot toad), 2473 nucleotides. It is a transcript of the gene DNAAF1, whose product is annotated as dynein axonemal assembly factor 1. Bases 75 to 2027 code for a protein of 650 amino acids. The record is from RefSeq and is a predicted model, not a curated record. Lineage: Eukaryota; Metazoa; Chordata; Amphibia; Anura; Pelobatidae. The transcript is spliced from 13 exons. Gene Ontology annotation, molecular function: protein binding.
CGCCGAAGUUACAGAGAGCGCGUCGCUGAUUGGCUGGAAGUUGCUGGCUCCUGGAAUAGCGUUCGUUGGUUUCCAUGGUGACCAGAGAGCUUUCUGAGUGUGGUUUCAUAGCGGAUCUAUUAGCACGGGCUGCGCCAGCAAUGCUCACCAGAGGGGAAGAUGUCGCCCAGGCGGUGGAGGGCUGUGGGGAGGGAGACCGGCUGAUCCAAGAGACACGGAGUGACGGGACCUGUGAGCACUGCCCAGAUAAAACGACAAAGCCAGAAACUGAGAACCAAGAGGGACAGAUCUGUCCACCAAAUACCAAAAAGGAGAAGGAGAGCGGACCCAGGAUAACUAAAAAGUUCCUGCGUGAUCUCUGCAAGCAACAUAAACUAUACAUCACUCCCUAUUUAAAUGACACAUUAUAUCUUCAUUACAAAGGGUUCAUGCAUAUAGAAAAUUUGGAGGAAUACACUGGUUUGAAGUGUCUUUGGCUAGAAUGUAACGGCCUGCAAAAGAUCGAAAAUCUGAAUGCACAGAAAGAGCUGAGAUGUCUCUUCUUGCAUCAAAAUAUUAUCAACAAAAUUGAGAACCUUGAAAACCUGCAAAAGCUUGACUCUCUUAACCUGUCAAAUAACUACAUCACGACGAUUGAAAACCUGUCGUGUCUUCCAGUUCUGUCCACGUUGCAAAUUGCCCACAACCAGCUGCAAACCAUAGAAGAUAUAGAGCACCUUCAGGAAUGCCCCUACAUCCGAGUCCUGGACCUAUCUCAUAAUAAACUGCAGGACCCUGCAAUUAUAAAUAUUCUGGAGAAAAUGCCAAACUUACAUGUACUGAACCUUUUAGGAAAUGAUGUUAUCAAGAGGAUUCCUAAUUACAGAAAGACGGUCACCGUCCAAUUAAAAGAAUUGACAUAUCUGGAUGAUAGGCCAGUCUUUCCAAAAGACAGAGCAUGCGCUGAAGCCUGGGCUAGAGGUGGUCGCGAAGCUGAAAAGGAAGAGAGAGAAAAAUGGGAAACCAGAGAACGGAAGAAGAUCCAAGACAGUCUUGACGCUUUAUCUGAGAUUAAGAGAAAAGCGGAGGAGAGAAGAAACCAGAAAGAUAUGGAGAAAGGGCCACUCCCCAAAGAGGACCAGGCAGGUUUGGAGGACCAAGAAAUCCUUUGCAGAAAUAAAGAGUCUAAAGCGAAGAUCAAGACAUUUGUGGAGGAUGCCUUUAGAGCCAAUGAAGAGCUUUGUGAAGAUACAAUAAGAGCAGACAGUACAUCAUUGCCUUCUGUGCUGAUCCAGACACAGCUUAAAGAUGAAGAGAAGGUGGAUGAGGUUCCACCUAGUGAAAAGACAGAAUGCGUAUCAGAGGACGAGGGAGAAAAUCAACAAAGAAAUAAUUCAAAACGUAACAAGGAAAUUUCAUGUUCUUUGGAUACACAGACCACACUCACCAAUGACAUUAUAAGUGAAGUGUCACAAGUUAAGAUGACCAGGGAAGGUGCCUUCACUACAGACCUCAAAGAUACAGAGGACAUUGAGACUAUUCACUUGGAUUCCACAUCUGCAAAACUUUAUAUUGAUGAUUUGCCAGAUUUGGAGGAAGUGGAUGUUGAUGAGCUCAUUACGAAUGACAACAUAAAAACUGACCAGAAAAUAUAUCGUCCAAAGAUCGAGGUGAUAUCUGGUGACAGUGACGAAAGUGACAAUGAAUGGGAAAAAGAGGUUGGAACUGUAGAGAUGAAUGAGGAUUUGCAUUCUACAGAAAAUGUGUUUAUUCAACAAAGGCAUGAUCAGCCAGUGAAUAUGAAUUGUCAAAAAGAACUUAUAUUUCCUAGUGAUGUGGACAGGAGUCUACAAAGAUCAUCAAGACCCCUAAUCGUGGAACUGGAUUCAGGGGAAAUAAAUGUGAAAGUUGAUGAAACAGAAAGUGGAAACGUAGAUGUGAGCUCAUCUGUAUUUUCAGAGGACAAAGGAGAGGUCAAGGUGGAAGUCGUUUCUUUACCCGUAGGGCUCAUGGAAGAGGAAGAAGAUAUUGAAUUUGGGUUGGACUGAAUAGUCUCUGGUUAUUUUUUAUAUGUCUGUUACUGGGAAACCAAAUUGUUACUAAACUGUACGUUUUAGAUAGAUUAAAGAGUAGAGAUUCUCAGCCCACUCCGGUAUUCGUUGAUAAUGCAGGGAAACCUCAUCCAUCAGAAAUGUAACUGUAACAAUGAUAUUAACCCACCAACAGUCCAGGUUUUAUCAGUAUCUCAUAGCAAUAAAACAGGGAAAUAUAUAAAUCCUGGAUUGUUGGUGGGCCAUGAGGACUGGUUUGGGAACCACUGUGUUGAUGUGAUUGAUUGCCAACUGCCUAGAUUAGUGAAAAUGCGGGUAUUAUUAAAGUGAAAUGACUCUCACACAAGAUACUUUACUCAGUUUUCCUGUUUGUGUAAAAGUUUUGCCUAACUUUGGGCAUUUAUUUAUCUAUUAAACUCGUUGUUUCAUUUGUGCUGGAACCU